Messenger RNA from Closterium sp. Naga37s-1, 1170 nucleotides. NCBI's taxonomy places the organism in Eukaryota, Viridiplantae, Streptophyta, Zygnematophyceae, Desmidiales, Closteriaceae. The record is from the annotation of a GenBank genome assembly.
AUGCACAGCUCGGUCACGAGACGACAUGGUCCGGCUAGUUGCGCACGUGACAGCGAGCAGCGGCGCGACAGUGGCGAGCGGUGGCGAGCGUUAGCGAGUGGCGGGCGAGGCGGGAGCGUGCAGCGACAUGCUAUAGGCCCCUGUCCUUCUUUCCCUUUCCCCCACUCCUUCUAUCCCUUCCCCCCUGUCCUUCCUCCUUUCCUCCAUGUCCUUCCCACCCUUUCCCCCUGUCAUUCUCUCCCUUUCCCCUUAGUCCUUCCCUCCCUUUCAUCGUUUUCGUUCCUCCUGAUGCUUAAUUCUCCCCCCUGUUCUUUCUUCCCUGUCCCCCUAUCCUUCCCUCCCCUUCUUCUCCCUCCCUCCUUUCCCCUCUCCCAACCCACUGCUUCGCCCUGCUCUCAUCCGUCCCCUUGCCCCCAUUCGUCCCUUUUCCCCCACUACCGUCGCUGCUUUUCCUGCUCAUUUCCCCCUUUCCUGAACCCUUCCUUUUCCUCUCUCACAUCCCUUCCCGGCAUUCCCCCCUGCCACCAUCCCCCAUGGCACAUCCUCCUAUGCCACACCUUCAGUUUCACGCCUCCCCAUUCCCGAACUCCCCUUGUCCGUCGGUCCCUUGGCGUCUUGCCCUUCCCUGCAGGCAGCAAAGGCGCGACGGUAGCAAGCGGCUCGCUCUCAUUGUCUCUCCACCACCAAUCCUCCUCUCCCCCACUCCCGCCAUCCCUCCUUUCCCCCGUUACCAUUCAAACCUUCCCCCCGUCCCCGUCCCUCCUUCCAUCGGUGUCCGUCCCUCCUUCCCCCACCAUCCACCCUUUACCCUACCCUUUCCCACCAUUCACCCCUCUCCCGGCCAUCCCUUUCCCCCCUCUCCUGUCCCUCCCCAUUCCCCUCAUCCGACCCUUCCCUUCCCACUAUGACCCCACGGUGGCAGGCGUGACGACAUCCAACCCUCUGCUCCACCGCUCCCAACUCCACUGCUUCCCUUCACCCACCCCGCUGCUUCCCUUCACCCACCCAACUACUUCCCUUCACCCACCCCAUCACUUUGUGUCGUCGCGCACCCCACUGUUUCUGCCAACCCUCCAUUCAAUUUCCCCAUCAAACAUUUUUCACUUCUUCGGCUGGUGUCCUUCCCUACCCCCCUCCCGCCCUGCUAUCGGUGGACAGCUGCAUCAAUAA